AUGGCCGCUCAAGCCACACGUCUCAUAGGUCUGGUUAUCUUGGUUCUAGAGUUGCACCAACGGAGCGCUGGAAAUGUGGAGUUCUACGUGCUUUGCGGAGUCCUCCUCGUCGGUUUAUCAUCGAUUUUGGCGUUCACGGCAACCAAUACGGGCUUGAUCAUUCCCGUGCGCACUCUGGAAGCUUUUCUCUGCUUUCAGAACCAAUCCCUGCCCACUGCACUCCUUUCAUCAAUCGGUUUCAUCAUCAUGGAAUUGUACAUCGGUGCCCGGUUCGUUGCGUGGCACGAGUCUGGCGCUGGACUUGGUCGUAUACUCAAAACGGCGGUCAAUCGUCACUUUGGGCGAGCGUCCAGUCUUGUACUCCUUGAUGUCAUGACGAUAGCACCCAAUGCGUUCCAAACGAAUCAGCUGGCGAGCUUUCUGCCAUUCAGUGUCGGGGCUUUGAUUGCUCUCGGCGUGUUCAACUUCGGUGUCAAGAACGAACUUGCCGAGUCUGCAUUCGUGAUUCCGCUGCCAAUCACUACCCUUCCUACUGCACCUUCUGCUAUAUCCCUGGCGGUUGGACCACACCCUCAGCUCAUGGCUUCCACAGCGGCUGUAGAGGACGAGGACGACGUUGAAGACGAUUAUCUCCCUUACACUGGACCGAUUACAAUCCCUCAUCCUCCUCCGUCUCUCCCUCUUGUGCCGUCAAGUGCACCUCCUCGCAUCGGCGACGCAGCAGUGUUCGCCGAACAUCAAGAUCGACAGAUUCUGCCUUUCCAAGCGCAGUACGCUGAACGAUGGGAGCGGCACAUUCACACUGGGCCGAUCAUCGGACCACAGUCGAGACGCGUACGCCCCCAUAUUCAAGUGGUCAUCGAAGACGUAGAACCUGCUAUGCAUUCGCGGCGGUCUAACAUGAAGAAGACGAGCCUCAUUGGUUCCGAUAUCCUGCGCAGGACUCCAGUGGCACGCUCUGCAAGUACGAGCGCCAAGACAGAGGCGAAGCCCUGGUCGCCUGAGGAUCCGACGCCGUCUGAUUACAUUGGUGCGAGAAGCGUCGACGAUAGAUACACCCCCCCGGUCUACAAGCAGUCGCUCGCGGACGAUCUCUAA
Messenger RNA from Epithele typhae, 1098 nucleotides. RefSeq lists its product as uncharacterized. The transcript is spliced from 5 exons. Lineage: Eukaryota; Fungi; Basidiomycota; Agaricomycetes; Polyporales; Epitheliaceae. The record is from RefSeq and is a predicted model, not a curated record. Bases 1 to 1098 code for a protein of 365 amino acids.